This is a messenger RNA of Daphnia carinata, 1398 nucleotides long. Its product is annotated as glutamate receptor ionotropic, kainate glr-3-like. Gene Ontology annotation, molecular function: glutamate-gated receptor activity. Gene Ontology annotation, cellular component: membrane. Bases 1 to 1299 code for a protein of 432 amino acids. The record is from RefSeq and is a predicted model, not a curated record. The transcript has 9 exons. Lineage: Eukaryota; Metazoa; Arthropoda; Branchiopoda; Diplostraca; Daphniidae.
AUGGAUGUUCACAGAUCCAAAAUUCCUCGUCAAUCGUUGUACCAGUUGCAUUUGCUUAUUUCCAGUACCAGGAAUCCCUUAAUAAACGACCCUGAAUUGGCCGUCAUCAAUUUCGGGAUAAUUGAAAAAAUUGUGCUAGACAUUUUAGCAAGUCAAAUUGGUUUCACAUAUGAAAUUAUUCGUCCACGGGACAUUUUAACAUCCGGCUUCCUUCAGUCGAACGGUUCCUGGACGGGAACCACAGGGCAGUUACAACGCAAGGAAGUUGACAUGUGCGUGACUAUGAGUGCACCUGCAUCUAGUAAGGCAAAGGUCGUAGACAUUUCGUAUCCAGUGGUGUAUGCAGACUCCGCUAUACUUGUCCCUUUUCCAAAAGAGAACAGUAGAACAUGGUUUGGAACAUCAUCAUUUCAGCUUCCGGUUUGGAUUGUCAUUUUAGUUACCCUCGUUGCUACCACCGUGGUUUCGUGGAUUAUCAUUCGCGUACACAGUUCAAGAUUGGGUGUUACGGCUCCCACUUUGGGUUAUUGGGUUGUUUAUUAUUUCGGAUUAUGGACAUCCCAAAGUAUUACUCCGAGAGGUUCCACAACACCGUUUCGAAUACUUUGCUUGGCCACCAUAUUUGGGAUUUACAUCACCAUGAAUUAUUUUACGGCAUCAUACACUUCUAUUCUGUCGACACCAGUAUUUAAACCGGCUAUUAACUCUAUUGAAGAUUCGGCCAAAAGCACUACGGUUAAAACUCUUCUAAUCAAAGGAUCGAGCACGGACGAACACAUCAUGGCAUCGUCGAAUCCAACGCUAAAGAGGCUUGCUGAUCAAAUGCGACGCCAUCCUGAAAGACGAAUCGUCAAUGCCUUGAUGGUAGAUGAUAUCGCUGAAAUCGUGAAGGACAAUACGGCUUUGGUCAUGGUCGAAUCCAAUGCAGAAUCUCUAAUUGAAAGUAGCUACAAAAUCAAUCGCAAAUGUCUCGUCACUCUGGCAGAAAAAACCUUCUUUGGUCGCCCACAAGUCUUUACCUAUCCGAAGAACAGUCCGAUAGCCAAAGCAAUUGACUAUGAGCUACUACUGAUGCAUCAAGCUGGAUUGAUUCAAUAUGCCGAGCGAACUGCCAAAUCGCAGAAUCCUUGCCGCGUCUCUGAUGUGACUACUGAUCAAGCUAAAAAAAUUGCCCCACUUGGCCGGAAGGAAAUGAGUGGAUCUCUUGUCAUCGUGGCAUUGGGCAUGGCUAUAAGUUUCUUCGUUUUUCUUAUCGAGUUGAUCAUCGCAAAAAUUCAGAAGGCAUUUGCACGCAAAUAAUCUGAUGUCAUUUUGCCUGCAUUAGUAUACGACCGUCUGUUGUAAAACACCUGAUAAUUACUUGUUUUUCUUACUGGCUUAGCCAGUACUAAUCGACAA